Molecule: messenger RNA, 261 nt
Organism: Diaporthe citri
Lineage: Eukaryota; Fungi; Ascomycota; Sordariomycetes; Diaporthales; Diaporthaceae
Exons: 2
Coding region: 1-261 (86 amino acids)
Source: RefSeq, a predicted model, not a curated record
AUGUUGGAAGGCGCGGGCAACGAGAAUCCGCCUUGUUGGCUACGACAGCGUCACGGCAAGGACAUCCAGACCAACUUCCUCUCCACCUACCUGCUCGCCACCCUGCUGCUGCCCAUCCUCCAGGCCAAGAAGCCUUCACCCACCGAGCCCGGCCGCCUGACCAUCGUGUCAUUCAACACGGCCGGCAUAACCUCAUUCGUCGAGUGCAACGCCAACCCGCUGCUAGCCGCCCUUAAGGACAUAAGCAGCAAGUGGAAGUAG